UAGGCUCCUGCUGUUUAACGUUUUCUCUGGUAUGAAGGAGAGCGCUUUUUGAAGCCAGAUCCAAUUUUACUUGUGAUUUUAACAUCAUAGUUCACUAUUUUUAGGUAUCUGCUCUGCUGUCAAUGUCAUGAUCCACAUGUGCAGUUUGUAUAGAAUAGUACACCAUAGACAUGACCAAGCAGUUUCAGGAAAACAAGAGAAGCAAACGUUAUCUCCAGAUCAGGUGACCACGGUGUAGUUCGAGCAUUUGGCCGUAUGUAGUUUAAUUAAAUUGAGUUGUUCAGAAGAUAGACUAUUACACAAUCCUAUCAAAAAGAACAGAACUUCAACAAAACUCUACAGUGUGCCCAGUUUUGAUUCGAUCUUGUAGCUUUCUGUGUUUGCAAGAUACAGUGAACGAAGCCUGUUGUGUGGUACUGCAAUUGCAGAACACAUUCUCAAAACACAAGUCCCACACUCAACUGGGAGAAGUGACUGGGUUUCCUAAGCUGGAAAACCUCUGGGAUUGAACAUGAACUGGGCUCAUAAGACAUAACCAUUUUACUGCACUGCCUUGAUGUAGAGCAGAGGCUGGAUUUGUGAGUGGCAAGAAACAAAACUAAACAUACAGUACUAGUGCUAAAGCAGUUUCUGUCUGGAUUGUGAGGUUACAGUGAACAAUCCUGAGAAAGAAAAAGCCCAUGCUGUCUGCAUUCACUGCUUCAUGACCGCUUGCACAAAGACUUCCAUUCCCCUUGGAGGCCUGUUCCCUCAAGAACCAGCACAUGCACUUCAUGUGAUGAAGCCUGUGAUCUCAAACAAAUAGUUUUUAUGGAUAAUUCUGAAAGCUAGGUCAUUAUUUGCUUACAAAUAGCACAAAAAAGCCCUUUAUCCUUUUAAUGAUUAAUCUCCCCAAAAUAGCAGUAUUAGUUUGGUUUUGUUAUUAAGGUAAACUGCAGUUUUUUUCUCAUGGGAUUCAGGCUUCAUUCCAAUUUGUUUUAGGCAGUUCAACAACUAGGAUAAAAAAAAAAAAGAAUGCAGACAUCAUCUGAAGAUUGAUUCUCGUGAAGUGUAAUAAUAAUAAUAAUAGUAAAAUAUUGAAAACGAGACCCACGGUCUUACCUCAUGCCAAAUAAGUUAUCUGAAUAUACUACUAAAAGCACAAAUCAAAUAGAAGGUGAAAUGUAUCGCAUAUACCUACAAGACAGCAGAGUACUCAAAUGAAAGAAAUGCUUUUCCACUGAGAAGGUACUGUCAGCUGAACUGUCAAACUGAAUCGCAUGGACUGAACCACAAAGUUCCACAAAGAAUAGUUCAAGAGAAUGUGACACAUGCACUCAUCCAUUUAGUCCAGUUUAAAAAAAAUAUAUAUAUAAAAAAAUUAAGCAGCCCAUGAAGAUAGAGACAAAUUAAUUUGACAUAGCAUAGCACAAAACAGCAGACAUCUUCACGUGGUAUUGGAAGAGUUGUCCCCUCCCCCCAAAUUUCUUUAAAUGCAAUGGUAGCAGUGGUCUUACUGGUGCUCCACAGGAACUGAAACAGAGCUCUGUUGUGCUUCAUCCCUCGGAGGCUCACAGUAAAUGAAUGACUUAACAGCAAUCACAUCACCAACCACACAUUUAUAAGCUGACUUCUCUUCCCCUUGCAGGUCGGAAGCUAUUGGGACUUUGGAGCAGCUGCAGACUGUCUUGCUGAAAUUCACACUAGUGCCAGAAGUGAACCACCACAACACUAAUGCUAAGGACAGCAGCAGGAGAUCACAAGCUGCCAGCCACAGGCACCCGAGCCGAGAUGGACAGGAGAGUUUCUUCCCUUCUGAUAACUCCAAUGCGCCAGCGGCUGUUCACCAAAGACGGGCACUGCACCCUGCGCAGCGGCAGCCAGCGUGGCUCCCCUGCCAAAGGGCUGCUCUACCUGCGUGAUAUCUGGAGCACCCUGGUGGACCUGCGCUGGCGCUGGGUUCUGCUGGCCUUCUGCACCUCCUUCCUGGCCCAUUGGCUCCUGUUCGCCUGUCUAUGGUACCUGCUGGCCCACGUGAACGGAGACCUAGGGGUGGACCACGACCACCCCCCACAAAACCACACAGUGUGCGUCAAGUACAUCACCAGCUUCACAGCCGCCUUCUCCUUCUCCCUGGAGACCCAGCUCACCAUCGGCUACGGCACCAUGUUUCCCAGCGGGGACUGCCCCAGCGCCAUCGCCCUGCUGGCUGUGCAGAUGCUCCUGGGACUCAUGCUGGAGGCUUUCAUUACAGGUGCUUUUGUAGCUAAGAUCGCCAGACCAAAACAGCGCGCGAGCACCAUCAAGUUCAGCUCCUUUGCUGUGGUGGGGCACCAUGAGGGAGAGAUCUGCCUCAUGUUCCGUGCAGCCAACAUGCGUGCGAGUCCGCUGACCGACGUGCGAGCAAGUGCCGUGCUAUACCAGGAGCGCGACAAGCAGACGCUGCACCAGACCAGGGUGGAGUUCCACCUGGACCGGCUGGGGGGGAGCGAGUGCCCCUUCUUCAUCUUCCCUCUCACCUUCUACCACCCCCUCAAUCGCUACAGCCCCCUCUACUCAGCCCUGCAGGAGGGCAGCCUGGCACACUUUGAGUUGGUGGUCUUCCUGUCUGCAGCCCAGGAGGGCACGGGCGAGUCUUGUCAGAAGAGGACUUCCUACACGCAAGCCGAGAUCAAGAUGCAUCACCGCUUUGCACCCUUUCUGGAGCUGGGUGCGCCGAGCUGCUACACCGUGAACAUGGGCAACUUCGACACAGUACUUCCAGACGGAUCACUUUCAAAGGGAGAUGGGGAGAACGACUUUAUUGUUCAAAACAACAGAGAUCAUGCAGAGACAUCUGCAGGUAAUGACUGACUGUGGGAAGAGGAGAGAAAGUGGGAUCAGCCUUAAAAAUAGCUUUGUUUCUGAUAGCCCAGCCCUAUGGGAUUUAUAAAAAAAAUUAAAUAAACCUGUAUUAAACUUCUUGGGAGAAAUGGAGGUUGUUUUCAUUUUCAGUUGUCAUUUGUAGAAAAAGAAAAAACCAUCAUCAUGUCAUGUAUAAUAGCAACUUUUUUUCAGGUCACACAAAAGGACAAAACAGUUUUCAAGCUGUUUGUUUUUUUUGUUUUUUUUUUUUUAUCUCCCUCAACUUUUUAGUUUGAGCAUUUAAAAGCUUCUGUUAGGUCCUAAUACAAUUUUUUUGCGUAAGACAAAGGAAUCUUGUAGCCUACACAUGCUAAUGACAAUUGUGUUUCUUCAUUAAGUUUAUUCAAAGCCUCCUGUCUAGCUUGUUAGAGAAAAAAAGCCCAGCAUCUGCUUAUUACAAUGUGCUGUAAUAAAGUUGCUGAAAGGAAUCAGCUUGCAUCCAGUUGUUUCAUUUCAACUAACAUGUCAUCUAAACUGGAGACUACUUGCUAUUGUGGUAACCGUAUCGGCGCCGAUUCAAACCACACCUUUUCUACUUUAUUUGCUAAACUCAAUUUAAGACAGAUUGAACAUAUAUAGAACCCUGAGGAAGUAACCUUUAGUCUACAUUUUGUGGGUGUGUAUGGAGAGAUUUUCUUCAAGCAGAAAAAAGUAAAUUACAAAAAUUAAUAUUUCAAUAUUUUCUACAGGAUUUGAGGAUAACAUUCAAGGUCCUUUACUAGUAAUAGAGACACUGUACUGACCAAUCAUGUUAAAUUAAAUCUGAUCCAUUUUCUAAUAUCAAAUCUACUAAUAAAACACUGUUCUGCACAUUCACUUGUAGAAAGUGCUUUUACUAAACAGGCUUGAUUCUGUACUCGACUUCUGACAAAUCUGAAUUCAGAUUGGGAGUCAUGCUGCUACAGCGUGAAUAUUGUUGAAAUUUAUGUGAACAAAAGAUGAUUGUAUGGACUUUAUUUAUUUUUAACUAUAUGCGCAAACUACUUAAAAACCAAAACGCUAAGGGCAGACUUUAUAUAGUUAACAGGCUUCCAAGCCAAAGGCUGGGAAGCUAUUAUUACAGAUUAAAAAAAAAAAAUAUAUAUUUUUCUUCCCA
Molecule: messenger RNA, 3979 nt
Organism: Polyodon spathula (Mississippi paddlefish)
Lineage: Eukaryota; Metazoa; Chordata; Actinopteri; Acipenseriformes; Polyodontidae
Gene: kcnj13
Product: potassium inwardly rectifying channel subfamily J member 13
Exons: 3
Coding region: 1714-2832 (372 amino acids)
Biological process (GO): potassium ion import across plasma membrane; regulation of monoatomic ion transmembrane transport
Cellular component (GO): plasma membrane
Molecular function (GO): inward rectifier potassium channel activity
Source: RefSeq, a predicted model, not a curated record